AUGUCACGACUUGCCGUCCCUCGCGUCUCUCUGUACUCCAGCUUACAUGGAUCUCCCCGUACGCCCUUAAGGGCCAUUGAGUCGCCAUGCCGCAUUCUGCCUGUUUUUCGUGCAUCGAGGCCGCAAUGCUCUCCCCAGGCUGUUCGGAGCUUCUCAAUAAGCCCACAGCUACACAAAAAGGCCGGUAAAGCGAACAAAUCACACGCGCGAACCGACUCGUCACCGCCAAUUAGCAAAGCUGGUGCUUUCACCCCCACCGACGAAGCCUACGAUGUCUCCGGGCUGGAAGCGCAAAUACUCCAGGCAAUUGAAAAGCUGACACAUGAACUGAGCCAACUGCGAAGUGGAGGAAAGCUCAAUCCGGAUAUUGUAGAAAGCCUGAAGGUGCAGUUGGGUACAGCUAGCCAUGGCAAAGAGAGCGUCAGACUAGGGGACAUUGCCCAAGUCGUGCCGAGAGGAAGAUUGCUGAAUGUCAUUUGCGGAGAGGAAGGGCACAUCAAACCCAUAACUACUGCUAUCGCUGCAUCUCCGCACUCGCUCACGCCUCUUUCACCGGAACCCUCCAAUCCUCUGACUAUUCAAGUUCCCCUCCCACCACCAACGGGUGAAUCGCGCCGUGCUGCCGUCGAGGCGGCUGUCAAGGCUGCUGAGCGCGCAGACAGGCACAUUCAACAAGCGCGACAGGAGCAUAAUAAAAAGCUGCGCAAGUUCGACGUCAACCGCGAAGUGCUACCAGAUGAUCUGCAAAAGGCAAAGAAGAUGAUGGAAGAUGUGGUUAAGAAGGGCCACAUAGAGGUUAAGCGCAUCAGUGACGGCGCUAAAAGGGUCCUUGAAAGUCAAUAAUCGAGAUAAAGAAGCUGUAUAAUGCCAACUUGCACCAAACUGUGGCAUGAUGUUACGCUAGGGUCGGUACAGACAAAUAUGUUAGCCCUGACAGUGUCGAGUACGAUUUUCGCGGUGGAAUGCCAAUCAGCCUUCAACAGGAAUGCUAAAAGCUGGACUGAACGUAAUACUCUUUGUUACAUUCCGGCAUGCCUCCAGUUGAUUUGCUCUUGAAAUGCAUCUCGACUAAUGCAGACGACGUGGGGUACGAAGGCUGACACAACGCGGGGAAAAACAUGGUCGGUUCAAAC
Messenger RNA from Exserohilum turcica Et28A, 1133 nucleotides. RefSeq lists its product as uncharacterized. The record is from RefSeq and is a predicted model, not a curated record. Gene Ontology annotation, cellular component: mitochondrion. Gene Ontology annotation, molecular function: ribosomal large subunit binding. The transcript has 3 exons. Bases 1 to 843 code for a protein of 280 amino acids. NCBI's taxonomy places the organism in Eukaryota, Fungi, Ascomycota, Dothideomycetes, Pleosporales, Pleosporaceae. Gene Ontology annotation, biological process: translation.